This is a messenger RNA of Alnus glutinosa, 2740 nucleotides long. RefSeq names its product putative protein FAR1-RELATED SEQUENCE 10. NCBI's taxonomy places the organism in Eukaryota, Viridiplantae, Streptophyta, Magnoliopsida, Fagales, Betulaceae. The record is from RefSeq and is a predicted model, not a curated record. Gene Ontology annotation, biological process: regulation of DNA-templated transcription. The transcript has 5 exons. Bases 216 to 2294 code for a protein of 692 amino acids. Gene Ontology annotation, molecular function: zinc ion binding.
CUAGUGCAGAGGACGAUGAAGAACCCAAAGCACAAAUAAAAACAGAGGACCUGAAAAGGGUUCUGUGCUUACAGGUGCUCUGCAACACCACAUUGUUAAAGGCAGAGAAAUUAGAAUCAUUUGAAGGCUUUUUCGUGCAAUUUUAUUUACUGGCAUAUUCAGCAACAAAACAGAAGAACAGGAGUUUUGGAACACUUUUUGGUUUUCCGAUAAAAAUGACGAUGAAGCCAUCAAACAACAUCUGGAUUCGGCGCCAACAGUGCCCAUGUGGAGAUUGGAAGUGUUACAUCAAGUAUGAAGGAGAUGAUCAGGCUUCAGUAAGCUCUCAGCUACUGAAGAAUGAAACAAUGUCAUCACCAUCAUCGGCAGAAGCAGUCUUUACUCCUUAUGUGGGUCAAAUUUUCAGAACUGAUGAUGAUGCCUUUGAAUACUAUAGCAAUUUUGCCCGGAAGAAUGGGUUUUCAAUUCGAAAAGCACGUUCCACUGAAAGCCAAAAUUUAGGUAUAUAUAGACGAGAUUUUGUUUGUUAUCGAUCAGGGUUUAAUCAACCCAGAAAAAAAGCCAAUGUGGAGCAUCCAAGGGAGCGUAAAUCAGUACGAUGUGGAUGCGAUGCAAAAUUAUAUUUGACAAAGGAAAUUGUUGAUGGUGUUACUCAAUGGUAUGUUUCACAAUUUAGUAAUGUUCAUAACCAUGAAUUAUUGGAAGAUGACCAAGUUCGCCUACUUCCUGCUUAUCGGAAAAUACAGGAGGUUGAUCAAGAACGCAUUCUUUUACUCUCCAAAGCUGGGUUUCCUGUGAACCGGAUAGUGAAAGUGUUGGAGUUAGAAAAGGGAGUUCAACCUGGGCAGCUGCCCUUCAUAGAGAAGGAUGUUAGAAAUUUUGUUCGGACAUGUAAAAAGACCGUACAAGAAAAUGAUGCUUUGCUCACUGAGAAAAGGGAGAAUGAUACACUGGAACUUGUCGAUGCCUGCAAGGCUAUGGUGGAUAGGGAUCCGGGUUUUGUUUUUGAUUAUACCACAGAUGAAAAUGGUAAGGUUGAAAAUAUUGCAUGGUCAUCUGGUGACUCUGUUCGUGCAUAUGCAGUAUUUGGUGACGUAGUUACUUUUGACACCACAUAUCGUUCUAUCACCUAUGGAUUGCUCCUUGGAGUAUGGUUUGGUAUAGAUAAUCACGGCAAGGCAAUUUUCUUUGGGUGUGUCUUGCUACAAGAAGAAAAUUCUCAUUCAUUUGCAUGGGCUUUACAGACUUUUGUUCGAUUUAUGAGAGGAAGACGGCCACAGACAAUUCUAACUGAUAUAGAUUCGGGCCUCAGAGAUGCUAUAGCAAGGGAGUUACCCAAUACUAAACAUGUGAUAUGUAUAUGGCAUAUUCUAUCCAAAUUAUCUAGUUGGUUCUCUUUGCCUCUUGGAUCGCAGUAUGCAGAUUUUAAACCUGACUUUGAUAUGUUGUGUCAUCUGGAGAGUGUAGAAGAUUUUGAACAUCAAUGGAAUCUUUUGGUUGCUCGGUUUGGACUUGUUUCAGAUAAGCAUGUAUCAUUACUGUUUUCAUGUAGAGCAUCCUGGCCACUUUCGUACACUAAAAGUCACUUCGUGGCUCGUAUGUUGACAGCUGAGUUUUCACAAUCUUUGGACUCGUUCUUGAAAAGAAUCUUGAGCGCACAGACGUGUUUGCAAGUAUUUUUUGAUCAGAUUGGAAUUGCUGCUAACAUUCAAAAUCAAACCAGAGAAGGAAUGCAGUAUAUGCAUAUCAAGACAUGCAUGCCUAUUGAAGAACAUGCACGAAGUAUUCUUACACCUUAUGCUUUCAAUGUGUUACAACAUGAAAUUGUGCUGUCCAUGCAAUAUGCAAUAACAGAAAUGGCAAAUGGAUCCUAUAUUGUGCGACACUACAAGAAAAUGGAUGGGGAAUGUUUGGUGAUUUGGAUACCAGAUGAUGAGCAAAUCCACUGUUCCUGUAAGGAAUUUGAACAUUCGGGAAUAUUAUGCAGGCACUCUCUUCGAGUGCUUAUAGUGAAGAACUACUUUGAGCUCCCAGAAAGGUAUUUUCUGCAUCGUUGGCGGUUAGAGAGUUCUUUACUUCCCAUGGAUGAUCAACAUGUUCAAAUCAGCAGCGAUGAGUGCACUGAAGCAUUUCAUUCUCUUGCUGCAACUUUAUUGACGGAGUCCUUGAUCUCCAAGGAACGGUUUAAUUAUGUUCACAGAGAAAUUACAGGGCUUCUCGAGCAUGUUAGAAAUAUGCCAGUCAUUGAUGAAUUUGCUAUGAAUAUGGCAGCUAACAAUGUCAGCGAAUCUUAGGUUUGUUGACUGAGCAGAGUUCUUCAUUUGGGACCCCAUUUCUUCAGAGAUUUAGCGAUUUCUGGAAGAUGAAAGGAGGUCAUGUGGAAUGCACCAAGAAGUAACUACCGACAUUUAUAAGCUCGUUCCUGUCCAUAGUUUCAAACAAACAGGGGAGUACCCAUUUUUUGACAAGUCUCCACUAGUUUCAUUUUUUCCUUCACUGUUUUUUCCUUUGAAUAUUAAUUCAAUGUUGCAAAUAUUUGGGAGGAUUGGUCAGUUAGUGUAAAUGUAAAAUGCCUCUUUUUAAUAGCUUAAAAAAGAAAAGGAAAGAAAAAGAGUGAACUCAGAAGGUGGUGUUUCUUCUUCCUUGAAAUUUUACCCAAUUUGAGAGUUGUAUUCUAGUCACAAUUCUUUCAUGUUGAUCAAGAUUUAAUGCAGUCCUAUCUUUUUCCUUGAUUGUAUAA